AUGGCAAAGGAAGAGCAUUUACCAUUGUUUGAGACAAAAAAAGCCCAGGGAAGAGUCCUAUUUAGGAUUUUUGCAGCUUCUAUAUUUGCAGGCAUAUGUUUGAUUUGGGUUUACAGAGUAAGUCACAUACCAAAAGCAGGAGAAGAUGGAAGGUUUGCCUGGAUUGGAUUGUUGGGUGCUGAGAUAUGGUUUGGUUUUUACUGGCUCCUAACUCAAGCCUCCAGGUGGAACCCUGUUUAUAGGCACACCUUCAAGGACAGGCUCUCUCAAAGAUAUGAGAAUGAGUUGCCUGGGGUAGACAUAUUUGUGUGCACGGCGGAUGCAAGCAUAGAGCCACCAAUGAUGGUGAUGAACACUGUUCUGUCAGUCAUGGCUUAUGAAUAUCCACCAGAGAAGCUGAGUGUGUAUCUCUCAGAUGAUGGAGGGUCGGAAAUUACAUACUACGCCCUCAUGGAGGCUGCUGAGUUUGCCAAACACUGGAUACCAUAUUGCAAGAAAUAUAAUGUGGAGCCAAGAUCACCUGCUGCUUAUUUUGUCUCAAAACAUGGUGAUGAUGCAGUGGAAGAUAAUCAUCAGGCUAAAGAUUUCGUGGUUAUCAAGAAAUUAUACAAGUACAUGGAGAAUAAAAUCGAAAAUGCAGUGAAGCUAGGCCAGGUUUCAGACCAAGUACGAUCAAAACAUAAAGGCUUUUCUCAGUGGGAUUCAUAUUCAUCUCGACGUGAUCAUGAUACCAUUCUUCAAAUAGUAAUUGAUGGAAGAGACCCGAUUAAUGCAACAGAUAAUGAAGGUUGUGCGUUGCCAACUUUAGUGUAUUGGCUCGAGAGAAGAGACCCCAAUUGUGAUAUGUAUUCAAACAACUCCUUGGCCAUACGAGAUACGCUUUGUUUCUUAAUGGAUGAAGAGAAAGGCCAUGAGCUUGCAUUUGUACAGUUCCCACAGAAUUUCAAAAACCUUACUAAGAAUGAAUUAUACGCUUCAUUACGCGUAAUCAAUGAGGUGGAAGCACAUGGUGUGGAUGGUUAUGGAGGCCCUCUAUAUGUUGGAACUGGAUGCUUUCACAGAAGAGAUACACUUUGUGGGAGGAAAUUCAGCAAGGAUUCUAAGAGUGAUAUGAAGUGGGAUAAUAGGAAAAGAGAAGAACUUGGCAUUCAUGAAUUGGAAGAAAACACAAAAGGUCUUGCAAGUUGUACAUUUGAAGAGAACACUCAAUGGGGAAAAGAGAUGGGCUUGAAAUAUGGAUGUCCAGUUGAAGAUAUAAUAACGGGGCUAUCAAUCCAUUGCCGGGGAUGGAAAUCGGUGUAUUGCAAUCCAGCAAGGGAAGCUUUCUUAGGAUUAGCUCCAGCCACACUGCCUCAUAUACUUGUGCAGCAUAAGAGAUGGUCAGAAGGUAACUUUCAUAUUUUUCUUUCUAAGUACAGUCCUGCUUGGUAUGCCUAUGGGAAGAUUAGGUUAGGCCAUCAACUUGGAUAUCUUCGCUACUCCCUCUGGGCUUCAAAUUGCUUGGCAACCCUAGUUUACUCAACUCUCCCUUCGCUUUACCUCCUUAGAGGCACAUCCUUAUUUCCACAGAUGUCAAGUCCAUGGCUCAUACCAUUUGCAUAUGUGAUCAUUGGCAAGUACACUUGGAGCUUUGUGGAGUUUCUGUGGUGUGAUGGUACAAUAUUAGGUUGGUGGAACGAGCAACGCAUAUGGCUUUACCAGAGAACAAGCUCCUACCUCUUUGCCUUCAUAGAUACCAUUCUAUUCUCCAUCGGAUACAGUAAUUCAGCCUUUGUAAUCACAGCCAAGGUGGCAGAUGAAGAUGUGUCGAAGCGAUACGAGAAAGAGAUUAUGGAGUUUGGAGCCUCCUCUCCAAUGAUCACCAUUUUGGCAACAUUUGCGUUGCUCAAUCUGUGCUGCUUUGCUGGGUUUGUAUUGGAAGAAGCAAUUGCUGGAUCGAAGGGCAUUGCAAAAGCUUAUGAGACUAUGUCUUUGCAGGUUCUUCUGUGUGGGGUUUUGAUUCUCAUUAACCUACCUUUGUACCAAGGCCUUUACCUGAGAAAAGAUAAGGGGAAGAUGCCGAGCUCCGUAGCAUAUAAAUCAAUGAGCCCCCCAACCUACAAUUAA
Prunus armeniaca (apricot) is the source of this 2106-nucleotide messenger RNA. The record is from the annotation of a GenBank genome assembly. Lineage: Eukaryota; Viridiplantae; Streptophyta; Magnoliopsida; Rosales; Rosaceae.